UUUGAUUGUAGACCGGGAAGAGGUGCCGGCGCCGGCCAAGAUUUUCGACAUUACUUAUCUCCAGGGCACUGGAGCCUCCUUCGAAGUUUCCUGUCACAAGUGUCCUCUGGACAGCAUGGAUGGGGAGGAAGAUGAUCUGUCUCUGCUGACCACACUGCUGGAGGAGAACGAAUCCGCCUUGGAUUCUAACUCAGAAGAGAUUAAUUCCUUGAGCCAGGAAGAUGCAGAACCUGACGCCUUUGAUGAGCUCUUUGAUGCUGAUGGCGAUGGCGAAUCCUACACAGAAGAGGCUGAUGACGGAAAAGUGGGGAAGACUGAGGACCAGGAUGACCAGAAGGAAAAUCUGGCCACUCUCUUUGGAGAUACCGGAGACUUAACAGAUGAAGAAACCCCUGCAUUGCCACUUGCUCCUGCCCCCCAAAAAGAGAAAACGAAUCAGGAGUUGCAAGAUGAAUUAAGGAAGUUGCAAGAGCAAAUGAAGUCCUUGCAAGAACAGCUCAAAGUAGCAACAAUUAAACAGGCUGCAAGUCCAGCCCUUCCGUGUAACUCCCAUGUAGAUAAGUCUCCACGGCCUCCCCUUAAGGAGAAGAAAGUUCAAAGAAUUCAGGAAUCAACAUGCUUUUCUGCAGAGCUUGAUGUCCCUGUUCAACCAAGAAUCAAGCGGGUGGCUCGGAUGCCAAAAGCUUCAGCUACAGACCUCAAAAGCUCAUCUUCAAGGAUGACAAGUGCCCCCUCCCAACCACUGCAAACUAUUCCUGGGAACAAACCUAGUGGAGUGACUCGAGAUAAGAGUGCAGGAACCCCGGGGAGUUCUGGAGAGACGGCUCAGACGGUCUCUGUGGAAGCCUUCUCUGGCCUGCGGCUCAGGCGGCCUCGAGUAUCCUCUACAGAAAUGAACAAGAAAAUGACUGGCCGAAAACUGAUCCGACUGUCUCAGAUCAAGGAAAAGAUGGCACAUGAGAAGCUAGAAGAAAUCGACUGGGUGACAUUUGGGGUUAUAUUGAAGAAAGUGACUCCACAGAGUAUGAACAGUGGGAAAACAUUCAGCAUCUGGCGACUAAAUGAUCUUCGUGACCUGACCCAGCAUGUAUCCUUGUUCUUGUUUGGAGAAGUUCACAAAGAUCUCUGGAAGACAGAACAAGGCACCGUCAUCGGGUUGCUCAACGCUAACCCCAUGAAACCCAAGGAUGGCUCAGAGGAGGUGUGCUUAUCUAUUGAUCAUCCCCAGAAGGUCUUAAUUAUGGGUGAAGCUUUUGACCUGGGAACCUGCAAAGCUAAGAAGAAGAAUGGAGAACCGUGUACACAGAUUGUUAAUUUGCGCGACUGCGAGUACUGUCAGUAUCACGUCCAGGCCCAGUACAGGAAGCUCAGCGCCAGGCGAGCCGACCUGCAGUCCACCUUCUCCGGAGGACGAAUUCCAAAGAAGUUCGCCCGCAAAGGCGUCAGCUUAAAAGAACGGCUGUGUCAGGACGGUUUUUACUACGGAGGAGUUUCUUCUUCAUCGUAUGCAGCCUCGAUUGCAGCGGCUGCUGCUCCUAAGAAGAAGAUUCAAACCACACUGACCAACCUGGUUAUCAAGGGUGCAGACUUGGUCAUUCAGGAAACAAAACAAAAACUGGGAAUAGCCCAGAAGAGCUUGUCUUGCUCUGAGGAGUUCAGGGAACUGAUGGAGCUGCCAACAUGUGGAGCCAGAAACUUGAAACAACAUUUAGCCAAAGCCACGGCUUCAGGGAUCAGGGGAAGCCCGAAACCUGCUAUCCAGUCUAUCUCGGCGUCAGCCCUCUUGAAGCAGCAGAAGCAGCAUAUGUUGGAGAUGAGGAAAAGGAAAUCGGAAGACGCCCAGAGACGAUUUCUCCAAAGCUCCAGUGACGUUAAGAGCCCGGCUGUGCCAUCCUCAUCUCAGCAUCCCCCUGCUCAAUCUCCCCAGACGGGGGCCGAGUUCCCCAGGCUGGAAGGAAGCCCAGCCACAUGGACGCCCAAGCUUGGGCGAGGCAUCUCAGAAGGAGAUGAUGUUCUCUUUUUCGAUGAGUCACCACCACCAAGACCAAAAUUGAGUGCUUUGGCAGAAGCCAAAAAGUUAGCUGCUAUCACCAAAUUAAGGGCAAAAGGCCAGAUUCUUACAAAAACAAACCCGAACAGUAUUAAAAAGAAGCAAAAGGACUCCCAGGACGUCCUCCAAGUGAAGUUGCGUGUUGAAAACAACACCACGUUUUCUCCCCAAGCUGAGGAUGAACUGGAGCCUGCCAGGAAAAAAAGGAGAGAGCAGCUUGCCUACCUGGAAUCUGAGGAAUUUCAGAAAAUUCUAAAAGCAAAAUCCAAGCACACAAGUGUCCUAAAAGAGGCCGAGGCUGAGCUGCAGGAACGCUAUUUUGAGCCACUGGUGAAAAAAGAGCAAAUGGAAGAAAAGAUGAGAAACAUCAGAGAAGUGAAGUGUCGGGUCGUGACGUGCAAGACGUGCGCCUACACCCAUCUGAAGCCUUUGGAGACCUGUGUCAGUGAGCAGCACAAUUUACACUGGCACGACGGCCUGAAACGGUUCUUCAAAUGUCCCUGCGGGAACAGAAGCAUCUCCCUGGACAGACUCCCCAACAAGCACUGCAGUAACUGUGGCCUCUACAAAUGGGAGCGGGACGGGAUGCUAAAGGAAAAGACUGGUCCAAAGAUAGGAGGAGAAACUUUGUUACCAAGAGGAGAAGAACAUGCCAAAUUUCUGAAUAGCCUUAAAUAACCCUAACAUCAGACAUUUCCCACGAUCUUCUCUUCUCCUGUGGCUCUGGAAGAGACAGGGACUGGCUCUGCAUCACCCAUGUUCCUGACCAACACCAUCAAA
Messenger RNA from Lemur catta (Ring-tailed lemur), 2830 nucleotides. It is a transcript of the gene MCM10, whose product is annotated as minichromosome maintenance 10 replication initiation factor. The record is from RefSeq and is a predicted model, not a curated record. Lineage: Eukaryota; Metazoa; Chordata; Mammalia; Primates; Lemuridae. Gene Ontology annotation, cellular component: nucleus; replication fork protection complex. Gene Ontology annotation, molecular function: single-stranded DNA binding; DNA replication origin binding. Gene Ontology annotation, biological process: DNA replication; DNA replication initiation. The transcript has 20 exons. The coding region runs from base 116 to 2728 and encodes 870 amino acids.